Molecule: messenger RNA, 2597 nt
Organism: Rhineura floridana
Lineage: Eukaryota; Metazoa; Chordata; Lepidosauria; Squamata; Rhineuridae
Gene: SUN3
Product: Sad1 and UNC84 domain containing 3
Exons: 17
Coding region: 590-2029 (479 amino acids)
Biological process (GO): nuclear envelope organization
Cellular component (GO): meiotic nuclear membrane microtubule tethering complex; nuclear envelope
Molecular function (GO): protein-membrane adaptor activity
Source: RefSeq, a predicted model, not a curated record
UCCCCGCCUCUCGAUAUAAAAUGGCCAACCGUCUUUUUCCAUACCGUUUUGCCCCAAAUCAGAAGUAGUCCUUUUCUAGCAGUAAUGGUCGACCUCGGAUGCCGCUUUUUUGUCAUUUAAAAGAGUAUUUCUGUAGGACUUGAACUAAGGAAAUCUGGGUACAGAUCUCAUAGCAGCCAUGAAGUUCGUCAGAUGAUUCUAGAUGGAUCAGAGUCUCUUAGUCUAAUAUCACAGGUUGUUGUAAUGGUAACGUGUUUUCCCCACGUAUAUAUCACAUUGGGGAAAAGGGGGUUGCUUAAUUUUGCUUAUGUAAAUAAUCACAUCCACCACUCUUAGACUUGAUAAUUUUAGUUGUAAGAAUGUUUGAAGUUCAAAAACUUCAACAUUCCAUGUGCAUUUUCAAAGAAAAUAGAGAUGAAAAACCUCAAGUAUAUGCCUUGUUGGUUCAGGAUAAAAUUUCAUCAUCAAACCCCAGCUCAACUAAUGGAUCCAUUCCAAGAGGACAAGAAUCAAGAUGGGGUUUGGUACUGAAACAGCCCUGAUGUUCUACAGAAGAGAGAGGGGAAUCAAGGAAUAAGCACAUAAAAAUAUGUACGGAGUCCCAAAGAGCUCAGGGAGUAUCUAUUCAACAGAAGACUCUAAUGAAGCAAACAAUGGCUGUAACAGUGACAGCUCAGAUUCUGACACCCAACAACUUUUAGAGAGCCCAAAGUGCCUUCCACCAAGUGCCCUGAGCCCUCCUCCUGAUCACAAACACACACAAGGAGAAACAACCAUGGAGCACAAACAUAAGGUUAGAAUGCAACACCACCACCAUCCUGAAAGCAAUGCAGUGGGGCGGCCAGGAUCCACAGAGUGUUUGUCCCAAGGAAAAAAAUCAUCUUGCAGCUGUACCAACAGCCACCCUCUCUUCAGUCAUAAAUGGAAAUAUGUGCUGUGUCCAUGUCCACCCAAGAAAAGUAUCACUAAGCUCAUCUGUAAUUUGAUAGUGCUAAGCCUAAAAACUCCAUUUUGCUUACUGAAAGGAGUCUGCAGCAUUUUAUCAAGGGUGAGCUCUACUCAGAAAAUUUUGUCUUGGGUCAUCCUGUUCCUAUUAUUUUUUGGAGUGGAUCCAAGGAUUUACCAAAAAGCUUGCCUCCUGAAAGGAGGAGAACAGAAAGGUGCUACCUACAUGGGACUAUUGGAUGGAAAUAAAUUUCAGAUGUUCGGAGAAGCAUGGAGAGACUUCUCCAUUUGUGAUCUCAUCCAGGGUGAAACAAAAGAUCUGAGGUCCCUAAUAAAGGCUAAUCACAGUUUGGGGAAAAAGACACUUGAAAAUCUACGUCUGAAGGAGCAGGUGGGUAAGCUACAAUCAGAGCUUCAUGAUCUGAGAUUGGGUAUGAAGGACAUCGCCCAUCAUGCUGUCAGUGAAGUACUAGAAGGAUAUACUAGCAAAGGCAGUACAAGAUGGAGUAUUGAAAAGAUGCUUAAAAAAUUGAUGGAAAAGCUGGAUGAAGAUGAUGUUCAAAUGCCUGAUUAUGCCCUCAGAUCUGCAGGUGCCAGCAUUGUUCAGUCCAGAACUACUAGGAGCUACCGCCAUGAUGGAGGAAAAUACUUCUGGAUGUCAUUCAUUAUGCUCCCUUUUGUGAAGUCUCCUGAUGUAAUUCUUCAGCCCAAUUACCACCCUGGAAAUUGUUGGUCUUUCCCUGGAAAUCGAGGUGAAACUGUUGUGAGGCUAGCCAAGGAAAUUAUUCCAAGAGCAGUUACAAUAGAGCAUAUAUCCAAGAAGGUCUCCCCAACAGGAGAGAUCUCCAGUGCUCCCAAAGAUUUUGCCAUUUAUGGACUACAAGAGGAAAAGGAGGAGCAGGGAACUUUCUUAGGCCAGUUUCUUUAUGACACUGAAGGAGAUUUAAUUCAAACAUUCCAACUGAAGAAUGAAUCUUCUGAAUUUAUGAGUUAUGUGAAACUGAACGUACUAAACAAUUGGGGCCACCCAAACUACACUUGCAUUUAUCGCUUCAGGGUACAUGGAGAUCUACAAUACAACUAGAUAUUCUGCAGAUGAAGCCUGCUGGUGUAGAAACAAAGUCAUAACAUCACAGUGCCAAACUGAUGGGAAUUUGCUGUGCUGUGAAUUUGCUUCUUCAGUUAAAAAAGAAAUACACAACAACAAUUAAAAGCUUGUGGAAGUUACUUUAUUCUGCACUUUCAUAACUGGGUAAAAAAUAGCAUUGUUGCCAUCCACAGAAUUUUAAACUGUUUCCCACUGAUGAUUGAUUUGGGAAGAAAAACUGGGAAGGGUACUAAACAGGAAUGCUUUCACUUAAAAGUAUCAGGAGAUAAUCUCCUGCUUAAGGUUGCAAUCUGCUUUAUGAGUAAAUCAUACUGAACUCAAUCUAGCUUUCUUCUGAGUAAAUAUGCGUAAACUGUUAAUAUCAAACUGAUGUGAAUUUGCUCUGCUUCUGCUUCUUCAGUUAAAGAGAAAUACAACAAUGAAAAGCAUGUGGAAAGUUGCUUUAUUCUUCACUUUGAUAACUGGAUAGAAAAUAGCAUUGCUGCAACCUACAGGAUUUUAAACUAUUUGCCACUGAUUAUCUUUUAUACCAUCAAGUUUUAUU